AUGGAUGACGCGUCACUACCUUCUCCUCCUCAUAGGACGCCUCUGUACGAAGUGGCAAAACUGCAACCAUAUGAACCCCUUGAUAAUGAAACGGCAUGCCUUGCUCUCAAGGAAGAACAACAGAUCGAAGGGGAUUUUAAUUUUUCCAAUCCCAAUCGUGCGUGGAGAUCUCAACCUCAUUUUCUAGCCCGUUUUCUUCACACACUGGCACCUACACCUCGAUCUGAUACGGCCUCACCUUUGGGCAGCCGAGUGGUGUUAGGUGAUUUUAGAUGGGCAAAUUUUGAGAUAGAGCACAUCCCAAUGCCUAAUGGUUAUCAUGAAUGGGCUGCCAGGGUUUUAACUAAUCAUUCAUCUCAUCUCAAGGGAAGCGAGCCGGGCAAGGAUUAUAUUUAUGGGGCAAUCUUCUGUUCCUUAGGAAAAUACCCUAUAUCUCCCUCCGUGGUAAGAGCUCUACUGGAGAGGUGGGACUCGAUUGCGAACACCUUCGUAUUCCCUUGCAGAGAGCGUACAAUCACCCUCUUAGAUAUGAAGAACAUGGCCGGUUUACCACUGGAUGGGGAACCUUAUGACGAAUUCAUUCCAUCUCGUGCUUACAUGGAGCCAGCUAUGCUGCUGUAUCCAAAGACUUUACUGCCUCUCUACAGGGCAUGGCGCAAACUUGAGGACGGAGGAAAAGUUACUUUCCAAAAGUGGUGCGAUUACUUUCAUUGCACCCCAGGAAAUCUUUCAGGUUUUGAUAGCAGUGAGUUCUCCAAUAUCUAUACUGCUGCAUUCCUAACACUCUGGAUAUGUUGCUUCGCGAUUGUUGGAGGGGGGCCAUAUAUUCGACCAGGUGUACUAGUGACAGCCUCAUGGAUGACUCUGGGCCGCCAAUUUGCUUUGGCACAACCUGCUUUGUGUUCUUUAUAUUACUCUUUAAGGCUUAUUAGCACCAAGCCUAUUAAUCCUGCAUCUUUGAGGAAGCUUUGGCCUGUCCACUAUCUGAUUGGCUGGAUAGGGGAUCACAUACCAGCGGUAUUUGGUAACAGAAUGAAGCAUGUCAAUAUCCCUGUUUGCCCGUAUCCUUCAGUGCGGCCAACUAUGCUGGAUACUAUGUCCAGAAAGCAAACUCUUUUCAGUCCCAAGAGUGCUCAUAAGCUUCUGUGUAGAGAUAAGAAUAUUUUGUGGAAUCCCUACAAGCCUCUUGACGAGGACCUAACAGCUCAACCAAACUCACUUCGGACCAACAGAAUAUUUGAUUUAUCACUUCGUCGUGGUAUGCUCCCAUGGAGAAUUGCUACAUACAAGACGGACUUUUGCAUUUUGGAGCCAUACCACCCGGAACGUGCAGCUAGACAGUUCGGGUUGGAUCAAGUUGUUCCUCAUCUUCCGUUGACUAGUUUGGUAACUGAAUCUGACGUUGGGAUAGCAUAUGCUCACUGGCGACAUCUUCUACGCCCGAUAUAUGAGGACUCGCAUCUCAUACCAGAUGAGUAUCGUGUAGGACGUGCUUCACUGGCUUGGGUUAGAUGGUUCAGUGCUUUCAUAGAACCAUUUAACUCCAUUUUACACAGCUUGGGCCAAGAUAACCUCUAUGACCCUAUCAGUUUCGGGGCUAGACAAUGUGAUUAUCAUAUACACCCAAGUCUUGCUCCUCGAAAUCUAUCCUCUCGUGACUUGACUGUGGUGCAGAGGGUAGCUGAAGAACAUCUUCAGGAUUAUCUUGUAUCUAUCAUGAAUAAAGAGAUGACCAAUAAUGAUCAUUGGAAGAGAGAGCUGCACAACCUUCUGGGUGUACAGGUCGACUAUCAGGGUCAAACAGCCAUGGAGCGGGAUCACUUUGAAACAAACCCUGUUGCCGGUCCUUCAUCCCAACCUGUGUUACUUGACAACCUGUUGGCAAAAGAGAAUUUGAUAGAUAAUCAAAUUAUUGUGCCAGUUGAGAACAACAAGAAGCGUCACCCACCCUUGAAUAUCCUUUCAAGAGAUAAUGGGGAUCCACCAGCCAAGAGAAGGCUUGAUUUUACUGAUAUGGAUGAGGGUUGUGGCCCAGCCAUUGCACUUGCCCCCAACGUCACUCCCGUUGACGAAGAUCCCAAUCAAGAAGAUGAAGAUUAUACAGUCAUUACAGAUUUCGGUAUAGUGGAUAAGAAAGGCAAUUUACAGCCUCUUCCUUCUAUUGAAAGCUACAUUACUACCACGGGGUCAGGUGGGGAUUUUUCAAAGUCCCCGUAUAAUAUGACUCGUGUUGUUCUUCCUGACAUUGACUCAACUGAAAUUUCAGCUUUUAUCAAUGAUUGUGGACAGCAGCUUGACCAUCCAUCCUCCGGCCAAGCGUUAUCUAAGGAUACGCAAAGCAUGGACGCGACUGAGAUCGAGAAGAUUUUCUUGGCAACAGCAUAUCAGGUGUCACUAAAGGUUCUCAACGGGCUGGAUGUUACUACAUUGAAAGACCCGGAGCGAUGUGCCGCCCUGCAACUUACUUCGACUAGUCUCCCUGGGAAUUUUGCUAGCAUUUCCAAGAUCAAAGCUAUGCUGGACAAACUGGUUGCUAUUUCCCAACAAUUGCAACUUGCCCACUCUGAAUUUGAAGCAAGCUCUGGGCGAGUAGACCAAGCUGUUGGCCAGGUUAAACAAGAGCUUUCAGUUAAGAAAAAUGCUCUCCAAGCUACCGCCCAGGAAAUGAUUUCAGUUGAAGAGAGGAAAGCUGAGCUUUUAGCAGAAGUUGCCAAGUUUAACCUUGCCUUGAAGGAACUGGAGGAGAAGGAGGAAAAGCUAUUGAAGACUCAGUCUGCCCAGGAAUUAGAAGUGAAGGAGCAAGAACAAGCGCUGUGUGAUGCCACUACAAAGGCAAACAAGAGAGCCAAUGAUGACCUCCGGGCAAAGACGAUGGUUCCUAUCCAGGAAGCUGAGAAGCUUUUGACUGAUCUGAACCAAACCCUCUCCCAAGUCAACUGA
Messenger RNA from Miscanthus lutarioriparius, 2940 nucleotides. The record is from the annotation of a GenBank genome assembly. NCBI's taxonomy places the organism in Eukaryota, Viridiplantae, Streptophyta, Magnoliopsida, Poales, Poaceae.